Drosophila pseudoobscura is the source of this 3882-nucleotide messenger RNA. It is a transcript of the gene Nedd4, whose product is annotated as E3 ubiquitin-protein ligase Nedd4. The record is from RefSeq and is a predicted model, not a curated record. Lineage: Eukaryota; Metazoa; Arthropoda; Insecta; Diptera; Drosophilidae. Gene Ontology annotation, molecular function: sodium channel inhibitor activity; protein binding; ubiquitin protein ligase activity. Gene Ontology annotation, biological process: protein polyubiquitination; regulation of dendrite morphogenesis; ubiquitin-dependent protein catabolic process. Gene Ontology annotation, cellular component: cytoplasm. The transcript has 20 exons. The coding region runs from base 418 to 3507 and encodes 1029 amino acids.
GUAAUAAGCAGCCACACUGGCAUACAGUUAAUUUCGUCGCCGUGCUAAAUUCUUGUUUUUUAAUGUUUUAAUUGUGAUUAAAAUACUGAGCAGCAGAAUAGCUACGACAAACAACGCCCUUGAUGGGAUCAAAGCAUGUGAGCUGUACCAAACAGCACGCGAAUUAGAACGCAGUGCAAAACGGGCCGUGUGAGGUGUGCCGACAAACAUCGAAUUGUGCCGUGUGAAAAGUGUACGUACGUGAGGAUUUUCCGCACAUAGUGGACUUAAAACGAGCAUACUGACACACACACACAAGGGCAUAUUUACAGCAUAAAUCAAGCGAUAUUAUAGUGCAGAGCUGUCACCACAGACAAGGCGGCGGUAACUGUUUGUGUGUGAGCGUUAAAGCAAAAGAUAAACUUGCUUUUGUGAGCCAUGUCGGCACGUUCCAGCGGUUCUGUGGCUGCCGUGGCCGCAAUGUCCGCCGCCGCCUCAUCAUCAUCGGCCGCAGCAUCCGGGGGCGAUGUGCCGCGCCCACCGCCGCGGCGCCGGGCCGCCUCUGUUGCGGGACAACAGCAGACGCGUCAGGAGUUCGGCAAUGGACACACGCCACGUCGAUCGUUGGCUGCAGUGAACGACUCUGGCGACUCGUGUCAUCUGCGGAUUGUGGUGCUCAGCGGCCAGUCCCUGGCCAAGAAGGACAUAUUCGGCGCCAGCGAUCCAUAUGUCCGAAUCGAUUUGAACACAAUCAAUGGUGAUAUUAAUAUUGACUCGGUUUUGACAAAAACAAAAAAGAAGACACUGAAUCCAUCCUGGAACGAGGAGUUCAUAUUCAGAGUGAAACCCUCUGAGCAUAAGCUUGUCUUUCAAGUAUUCGACGAGAAUCGGCUGACUCGCGACGACUUUCUGGGCAUGGUCGAGCUCACGCUGGUCAAUCUGCCCACAGAGCAGGAGGGCCGGACGAUCGGCGACCAAGGCUACACUCUGCGUCCGCGCAGGUCAGUAGGCAGCGCCAAAUCCCGCAUCAAGGGCAAUCUGAAGAUCUAUCACGCCUUCAUCCGCGAGACGCGCGAACAGAGCGAGCCCUCGAGCAGCAACAGCGAUGGGGAAUGGGAGCACGUGGAGGCCACCAAUGCCAGCGACACGUCAGCGCAGCCGCAUCCGUUUCCUACUGGCGGCAACGAUGCCUUGCCCGCCGGCUGGGAGGAGCGACAGGAUGCCAAUGGGCGCACAUAUUAUGUGAAUCACACGGCAAGGACGACGCAAUGGGAGAGACCCACUGUUUUGAAUAGCAACAGUGGCCAGUCGGCCGAUCAACUGGCCUCUGAUUUCCAGCGACGUUUUCACAUCAGCGUGGACGAAACGGAGACUGGACGCUCGGCGGAUGCCGUCAGUCGCAAUAGUUUAGAGGACGAAAGCACAGCAGUAAACACACCAGAAGCAACCACACCAACCACAAUCUCACCACCAAACACCACACCAACGAUCCACAACGAGAACAAUGGCAAUGGCAAUGGCAGUGGGAAUAUGUUGAGCGAUCCGACACAGGAUACAACCAGUUUUGUUUACAAUUCCCUGCGACAUCCUGUUGCCGCUAGGCCACCCGAAAUCUCAGCCACCAGCUUGCAAAACGAUUUGCGUCCGGUGCGCCAGGCGCCCGAUGUACCAGACAUUGCCAUGACCACGAUCCUGACACGGCGGGCCAUCGACAACAUGGCCUACAAUCUGGGACGGCACGAGCAGGAGCAUAACCAACAGCAGCAGCAGCAGCAGCGGCAGCAGCGGCGGCGCCAGCAAAUGCAGCUGCAUAUACAGCAGCACCAGCAGCGGCAACAGCAGCAGAACAGACAAUUGCCCGAAGUAGAUCUUCGCCAGCAACGACGCCGCCAGCAACAGCAGCAGCAACAGCAACAGCAGCAGCUCCAGCUCCAGUUGCACUUGCAGCCACAUCCGCAUCUGAACGAAGACAACGAUCACACAGACAGCCACAAUUCCUCAGAGAUCUCAGCUCCGCCCACCCGACGCAAUUCCGAGGAAGACAAUGCGGCUGUGCCACCACAGGAUCAAAAUGCUGGCGGCGAGGAGGAGGCACUGCCACCGCGCUGGUCCAUGCAAGUGGCGCCCAACGGCCGCACUUUCUUCAUUGACCAUGCCUCGCGUCGCACCACCUGGAUAGAUCCACGCAAUGGACGGGCCAGUCCCAUGCCAAACCAGACACGACGCGUCGAGGACGACCUGGGACCCUUGCCGGAGGGCUGGGAGGAGCGUGUGCAUACGGAUGGGCGUGUAUUCUACAUAGAUCACAAUACACGCACCACACAGUGGGAGGAUCCACGUUUGUCCAAUCCAAACAUUGCCGGACAGGCGGUGCCCUAUUCGAGGGACUACAAACAGAAAUACGAGUAUUUCAAGAGUCACAUUAGAAAGCCUACAAACGUACCAAAUAAACUGGAAAUACGCAUUCGCCGUACAUCCAUAUUGGAGGACUCGUACCGAAUCAUCAGUUCGGUGACAAAAACAGAUCUACUGAAGACUAAGUUGUGGGUGGAAUUUGAGGGAGAGACUGGUUUAGAUUACGGUGGCCUUGCUAGGGAGUGGUUCUAUUUACUAUCCAAAGAAAUGUUUAAUCCAUACUACGGACUAUUUGAGUACUCGGCGAUGGAUAACUACACAUUGCAAAUCAACAACGGCAGCGGUUUGUGCAAUGAGGAGCAUUUAAGUUACUUCAAAUUCAUUGGACGGAUUGCUGGCAUGGCUGUAUAUCAUGGCAAGCUGCUGGAUGCCUUCUUUAUUCGUCCUUUCUACAAGAUGAUGCUGCAAAAGCCCAUCGACCUGAAGGACAUGGAGUCUGUGGACACGGAGUACUACAACUCGUUGAUGUGGAUCAAGGAGAACGAUCCGCGCAUUCUGGAGCUGACAUUCUGCCUGGACGAUGAUGUGCUGGGCCAGAAGAGCCAGCACGACCUGAAGCCUGGUGGCGCCAACAUAGACGUGACCAAUGAGAACAAAGACGAGUACAUCAAGCUCGUCAUUGAAUGGCGCUUUGUCGCGCGCGUCAAGGAACAAAUGUCGUCCUUCCUCGACGGCUUUGGCUCGAUUAUUCCCCUGAAUCUGAUAAAGAUCUUCGAUGAGCACGAGCUGGAGCUGCUGAUGUGCGGCAUCCAGAACAUCGAUGUCAAGGACUGGCGCGAGAAUACGCUGUACAAGGGCGACUAUCACAUGAAUCACAUAAUUAUCCAAUGGUUCUGGCGUGCCGUUCUCUCCUUUUCCAACGAGAUGCGCUCUCGCCUCCUACAGUUCGUGACCGGCACCUCGCGCGUGCCCAUGAAUGGUUUCAAAGAGCUGUACGGCUCGAAUGGCCCACAGAUGUUCACCAUUGAGAAGUGGGGCACACCCAACAACUUUCCACGGGCACACACUUGCUUUAAUCGCCUGGACCUGCCGCCCUACGAGGGCUACCUGCAGCUGAAGGACAAGCUGAUCAAGGCCAUUGAGGGCAGUCAAGGCUUCGCGGGUGUUGAUUAAUAACACCGGAAACGGGGAUGAUGGCGAGUGGCUUUGGCAGGAGGUGCAGCAGCAGUUUCAGCAGCGCCAGGAAGAAGAGCAACAGCAGCAGGAACAACGAUUUCACACUACAUCACAACAACAACAUCAACAACAACAGCAGAACAACCGCAACAGCAACCUCAUUGCAUUCACGUGGAACAGCACCGCCAGCAGAUCGUGUACUUAUUUGUUCGUUUGCUUUUGUAUUAUAAUCAUUUUUGCUAGUUUAGUGUUAUUUCGUAUGUACUUUUAACUAGGCGCCAACACAACCACACACAGACACGCAGAGACAGAGAUAGAGACAGAUAGCGACACAGAAUCCAAAUAAAAUCCUAACAAAGAGUCCAAACUGCA